Molecule: messenger RNA, 1216 nt
Organism: Saccostrea cuccullata (small rock oyster)
Lineage: Eukaryota; Metazoa; Mollusca; Bivalvia; Ostreida; Ostreidae
Product: dehydrogenase/reductase SDR family member 7-like
Exons: 9
Coding region: 85-1068 (327 amino acids)
Molecular function (GO): oxidoreductase activity
Source: RefSeq, a predicted model, not a curated record
UGCACGUGCAGAAGAACUUGUGUGAGACCGAAGGAUCCGAUCGGUGGUAGAUUUUGACCAAAAAGUCAGUUUCAGGUUUACAGAAUGGACUGGCUAUCAGUUAUUGUUAUGCUUUUGGUGGUGGGUAUGAUUGUCCAGUGUGUGCGAUUAUUUCUCUCAGACUGUGACUUAGAACUUCAAUGGGCAGAAAAGUUUGGAUAUGCAACAGGUACACUGAAAGAUAAGGUGGUUUGGAUCACUGGAGCCUCUAGUGGUAUAGGGGAGUCUCUGGCUUAUAGACUAGCUGCUGAUGGUUGUAGUCUGGUGCUGUCUGCCAGGAGAGAGGAAAGGUUACAGCAGGUCAAGCAGAACAUCAUAGAUCGUGGAUACUUGAAGAAAGAAAAUAUACUGGUCCUCCCACUGGAUUUGCUUGAUCUAAAGUCUCAUUCUGAUGCAGUAGAAACAGUUUUGAAAUAUUUUAAGAAGAUUGACAUAUUGGUGAACAAUGCUGGUCGAUCCCAGAGGUCCCUGAUUGAGCGAUGCCCAGUCGAAGUGGACAGACAAGUUUUCGAGAUUAAUACACUCAGUCCCAUAUCACUGACCAAAGCUGUCCUUCCACACUUCAUGGAGAGAAUAGCUGGACAUGUUGUUUUUACAAGUAGCAUAGCAGGAAAAAUUGGAUCACCUGGUUUGGGAUCCUAUGCCUGUUCUAAACAUGCACUUCAGGGCUGGCUGGAUGCCCUGAGGACCGAGAUGUACCCCUACAAUAUAAAUGUAACCUCUGUAUGUCCAGGACCUGUGUUCUCAGAAGCCCUGGUUCACGCUUUUACAGAUAAAAUAGAUACAUCCCUGGGAGUCACUAUGGAUCCCCGGGAGAAGAGGAUGAGUUCUGAGAGGUGUGCCACACUGAUGGCCGUCGCCAUGGCAAACAGACUGGACGAGGUGUGGAUCUCACCUCACCCUGAACUAUUUUAUGUGUAUCUCUUCCAGUUCCUUCCAUCAACAGCCAAAAGAAUUGCUAAAGUGCUUGGACAGGACAGAGUUGAUAAAAUAAAAAGUGGCAGUGCCUCUCUACAUAAAACCAAGUAAACACAGACUGUGAUAAAAAGUGAUAAUAACAUGUACGUCAACAAUAUAUUUUUGUCAUUUACUUAUGAACUCUGUUGUGAAUUUAAUUUCUAUCACAUGACAUUUUAAAAGUGAAAUUGUUUUAAUUUGUUUCUCAGGAAAAAAUAAA